Molecule: messenger RNA, 1176 nt
Organism: Anneissia japonica
Lineage: Eukaryota; Metazoa; Echinodermata; Crinoidea; Comatulida; Comatulidae
Product: testis-specific serine/threonine-protein kinase 1-like
Exons: 1
Coding region: 202-1176 (324 amino acids)
Biological process (GO): intracellular signal transduction; protein phosphorylation; cellular response to glucose starvation
Molecular function (GO): protein serine/threonine kinase activity; ATP binding
Source: RefSeq, a predicted model, not a curated record
AUUAUUUUGAAAGUCGCGCGUCUCCAUUUCUGACGCGACAGAAUGCAUGCAGUCCUUGUUCUAUCUAUAUUUCCAUGUGAUUUUAGGUACGCAGGCCUAGGCCUAUUAUUUUACAUCAAUAAAAACAAUGGACGAGUAAUUUUUCAUAUAGGAUAAUACUAUUAUAUGCCUAUGUUUAGGUCUAAUGAAUGCUGAGAUACGAUGUCAAAGCAGACGACUAAGAAAAUUCAUGUUUACAGCAAAGGCAGAUCGACAAAUCGCAAUUUGACGGGGGAGAAUUCAAACCGAGCUGUUCUCAAUCGACACGGUAUAUUUUUAGGCGAUCAUAUCGGGAAAGGUAGUUACUCAAGGGUUCGGCUUGCUGUUUUAGAAAGAAACAUGAAAACGGUUGCUGUCAAAAUAAUUGACCGGCGGAAAGCACCGGAUGAUUACCAAGAGAAGUUUCUGCCUCGUGAAUUGGAAAUAAUUACGAGUCUUAAACAUGAACACAUUGUAAAAACAUAUCAAUAUUUUGAGGAGAAUCGUAAUAUCUACAUGAUAAUGGAGUAUCUUAGUGGUGGCGAUGUACUGCAAUAUAUACAGACUCGAUCCCGAGGACCUGUGUGUGAAGGGUUAGCAAAGCGAUGGAUUAAGCAGACUAUCGGAGGUUUAAUGUAUCUUCACGGACUGAAUAUAGCUCACAGGGACGUUAAAUGUGAAAAUCUUCUGCUUGACGACGGAAGUAACGUAAAAAUUACUGACUUUGGUUUCUGCAAGAAAAUGAACCCGGCAGAAGAGCUUAGUAAGACGUACUGUGGCUCAGCGGCUUACGCGGCUCCAGAGAUUAUCCGGUCAAUUGCAUAUAAUCCAUACAUUAGUGAUAUCUGGGCUCUGGGUGUUGUGUGCUACGUCAUCACAACUGGUACUAUGCCAUUUGGUGACGACGUGAAAGAUGUGCACAAGAUCGUCGCUGCCCAAUCAAAACCUCUGUACUUCAUCAGAACGCGCGCGCCUUCGGAAACUUGCCAAAAUCUCAUUCAGUCUAUGCUUACUGUCGAUGUCACUAAACGUGCCACGUUUAAAGAAAUUCUAUUAAGUAGUUGGAUGAGCCCGGACAGCUCGCCGACGACAAUCGAACCGAUGAAGAAAGUACAGCGUCUAUUGGACACGCAUUUAAUGUGCAAUUUGACAGGUUGA